AUGGCAACUGGGAAGCUUCAAAUCUAUCAACACGGAAUCUUAGCAACUUUCCCUCCCGGAUCGUCACCGCCACCUAGCCAGCCCUGGCUGGUUGCACGAGUAGAUCUUUUUCGGGGCCGAGAAACCCAGAUAUUUCUGUACUCUAGCCUCGAGGCCGAACAUACAUCACCUCCGGCAGUAUUUUCUCUCCCUACUGAUCCUGCGCAUGAAGCAACCAAAUCGCGCGGAACAGGAUUUAGCGGCCCAGACUCCAUCAACACGAAUCUCGUUGCGUCGUUCCUGACAGCUAGCCCGGAGCACCUAGACGUCACCCGAGAGCAACUCUUAAAUAUACUGUUAUAUGUCAAGGCCAACCUACUACCAGAGUACCUGACAUCACUAUCCGCAAUCGGAGCCAAAUCACCACCAAUUUCCAACAACGACGCGUUUACUCUAGACCCGAAGGCCUUUUUGAUCGGGUCACUACAUACGGGCCUGUUCACGCUUCUUCUAUGCUCAAAGACGUUCGCCUAUCCACUGAUCGACGCAGACGUGGAUCUAGACCCCUAUCGCGGUAUAAAGAUUCAUCGAUUCGAUGGUCGGCCCUACCUGAAAUAUUUCUUUCAACAGUCCCGCCUCGACUUCGUCCUUGCUGGGGGUGAGGUUCCUUUGCCAAAGGGCCAUCGGUAUUGUGAUAGACGCGGGAGACUCGGUGUCCUCGCCUCGCAGCUGGGCCUUGUCCAGAGCCGUACGUAUAUUCCACGGUCAAAAGCGCAAUUGUCGAGUAUCCCGAGCGUGGUGAUAUACCACGACUCGAGGGAAGAAGAAAAUACGCAUGGCGGCUCAGACUCUACAUAUGCUGCUUGCGAGGAGAAGGAUGAAAUGCCCAUCGCGUGGGCUUUCCUCGGCCUAGAUGGCGCUCUAGCGACGCUGCAUGUUGAGCCUGGCCACCGGGGCAAGGGACUUGCUUCUUGCUUAUCGAUGGAAACUAUGCGUCGGGGAAUGCAUCCGGAUGGGAUGUUUGGGGGCAAAGGGGAAGAUGAAAUGGCGCGGAAGCAACUGACAGAGUGGGUUCAUGCGGAUGUGGCUCAGUAUAAUCUGGCUAGUCGGAGGGUGAUGGAGAAGGUUGGGGGUGAGGUAGCGUCAACUGUGAUGUGGACUGUGAUAGAAGUCUGUGAUUAG
Messenger RNA from Penicillium daleae, 1161 nucleotides. RefSeq lists its product as uncharacterized. Lineage: Eukaryota; Fungi; Ascomycota; Eurotiomycetes; Eurotiales; Aspergillaceae. The transcript has 2 exons. The coding region runs from base 1 to 1161 and encodes 386 amino acids. The record is from RefSeq and is a predicted model, not a curated record.